CGACUGCGGAGUUGCGCUGCUCUUAUAUGUGCGUGUAAGGUCGUCUAUUCAAUAAGGUCUAACCGACAUCAACCCAAUUAGCUUGCGUAUCUCUCGUGGUCACAAAACUCGCCCCCGAUACCCCUUUUGUCGCCGCGAUGGCGGAAGACACAGCCUUUGAUGACCUUUUUAACUACGAUGCCGGGAUCGAAGAGCUAUUGCGCGAUCCAGAAGAAGAGAAAAAUGACAGGAGGGCUUCUGGAACGGGAACGGGGAGUACGGAGAAUAAGAACGAUGACCUAAUUGGCCUCGAAGAAAUUAAAAUCACCAGGAAAAGAGCACCACCCGUGAAGCUCGAUGAAAACCGACUACUUUCCCAGGCGGGAAUCCCUAAGCUACGAAGAUCUGCAAAAACGAAGCUAAAGUUUAAGGGAAAGCGUCACGAGUUUUCGGAUGUUGCACGUCUUCUGAACUUCUACCAGCUUUGGCUAGACGACCUAUACCCGCGCGCGAAGUUCGCGGACGGCCUGUCAAUCAUUGAAAAGCUGGGCCACACAAAACGCAUGCAGGUCAUGCGGAAAGAGUGGAUUGAUGAAGGCAAGCCCGGCCGAAAUUUAUACGACAGUAAUGUCACCUACCUCGACCCCAAUAGCGAUAAUAGAGGCGACAAAGACACGGCAGAUCCAACAAUUCCUUCCAUCUUUCAACGAACACUGGAGCAGAGCGCUCCAGCUAUGGAAGCUCAUCGGAACGAUCAAGCAGAGAGCACUCAUAGCCCUAAGCGUCUUUCCGACUCAGAAAUACCCAUCUUUGGUGGUGGCAAGGCAAUCUCAUUAAGGAACAAUGCCGACGACGAUGAUGAUCUUUUCGUCCCUGGAAAUGAAGGCAUGGACAUCGAUCCUCCAGUCCAAGCCUCACAAGUACCCGAAGAAGAUGACCUCGACACAUUUCUUGCAGAGCAAGAAAGCACAAUGCAAAAUACGGCCCAUGGGUUAGGAAUACUAAAGCCAAACGCCCCCCCAGCGGACGAAGAGGACGACUUAGACGCCCUUCUCGCCGAGGCAGAAAAUACACCUGCGCGUGCACCGAAAACUGGUCACCUAGAAGCGAAUCGCCCAGCUGCGGAUGAUUUCGACGAUGAAUUACAUAUUUUGAAUGAAUUCGGAUUGUAAGAGAGCUGGGAUACUCUUAUUCAAUUAAAUGUAACUCCUAAUCCCAACGAAACACAAAAUACGAAAUAUAUCAAUCAGAAUCAAAUCCAUUUUUGCAGCAUGUAGACGCCCAAUAGAAAGCAGGAAAUUUCUAAAGUCGCCAAUUUAAAGUAGAAAAUCAAAUCAGAUUCUAGAGCACACUAACGACAAGGGAACAAAGCACCGCAACCAUCAAGAAAAAAAUAGCAACGCAGCGCAAACGCAAGAAAGAAAUUCAAAGAGCUUGCAGUGAGAAGGCCUCUGGAAUCACAAGAAAAAGAAAGAGGAUUAAAAAAUCUUUGAAAUAACAAAUCAAACCAACCAGAACAUUUUAUCUGGACUCACAGCAAAGACAACCAGCAAACACUAAAGCAGCAAAAGGAGAUAUACGUUAAAGAGACAACUCAACCAGAUAAAAUAAACCAUUCAAAUAACAUGCAGCACGAACAAUCAACAGAUGUCAAAACAAGUCCCGAAGAAACAAGGGAAGAGAUAUCCGAAAAAGGAAGGAAAAAAAUGAAGGCAAAGAAACCCAUCAAACCUUUAAGAGUCGAGAAAUCUAGUUCGCUCCCUGAACGUUUCCAUUCGGAGCAUCAGCGUUUGCAGCAACGCCAUUGAUGGUAACUGCAGGUCCAGCAAGAACAGAAUAUUGUCCACCGGCACCAGCCCAGUUCAACAUCUUGCCUCUCACAGCCGUAUUAUCAACGACAGUAGCAACCUCGAUAUCGUCAUCAGUGCCCUGGCCGGUCUGGUAAUUUGCAGAAAAGCCCCAAGUCCAGGCACGUCCAUCUUUCGCAAUAGCAAUUGAAUGAUCCGCACCUGCAGCAACAAAUUUGGCAUCGAUGCCAGGAACAGCGGUGGGGACAGAGAGAAUACGGGCACGAUCUCUAUCAUCCUUAAUAACUGCAUCAUCAGGAAGACUUUUGAUAUCCAAGCCGGUCUGGAAGCCGUCGACGCGACCCCACACAAGACACUCUCCAUCUUUGGUAACAGCAAGAGAAUGAUGGGAACCACCGCAAAGUUGGAUAACAUUUUUAUCCUUCAAAGACUUCACAACCUCCGGGUGCAAAAUGACUGCUUCGUCGGAU
Molecule: messenger RNA, 2257 nt
Organism: Coccidioides immitis RS
Lineage: Eukaryota; Fungi; Ascomycota; Eurotiomycetes; Onygenales; Onygenaceae
Product: chromosome segregation in meiosis protein 3
Exons: 3
Coding region: 138-1151 (337 amino acids)
Biological process (GO): DNA damage response; DNA replication checkpoint signaling; replication fork arrest
Cellular component (GO): replication fork protection complex; nucleus
Molecular function (GO): DNA binding
Source: RefSeq, a predicted model, not a curated record